AUGGAGCAAAACUGUAGGGAAUCAUUAUUCUGCAGCUACUGUAAGAAGAAACGCUAUACUAAAGAGAAUUGCUGGAAGUUGCAUGGACAAUCAUCUUGGUCCAAGAUAAUGUAGCAAUAAAUUCAAACUCGAGUGAGAAUAAUCAACCAGUAAAUGUAAAAACUAGUGAUGAACUUGCAAGAAUUAUUAAGGAGCUGGAGAAAUUAAAGGUAACACUCAGCUCCACUCAUCUAGCCAGGACAGGUGCAAAUUCAUUUUCUUUUAGGUUAUAUACUCAUGAUCACUCUCACAAUGGGAUGUGGAUCCUUGACAUAGGAGCAACUGAUCAUAUGACUCCUGAUCAAUCAAAAUUUAUUACAUAUACAGCGUGUGCUCUCUCAGAGAAAGUUUUUACUGCAGGAUGUGGAUCCUUAAAUGUUGCUGAAAUAGGCAACCUCCAAAUACAUAAUUUGGGUAUUCUAAAGGGGGCCCCGCAUGUACCUGAGCUUAAAGCUCAAUUAAUAUCCCCAUUGAAAUUAGUUCGGAAUACUUGUUACAAAAUUAUGUUGUACUAUAAUAGAUGUUUUAUUUCUGAUAAGGUUUCGGACCAAAAGAUUGGACCUGUUAAGGAGAGAUGGAUUACUCUACCUUGAAGAAUAGAAAACACCAUUGUUGUCCACAUGAUUGAUGCUGAAGGAACUCUUACAAAAAAAUCCAGAAUCAUACUUUUACACAGUCGAUUGGGGCAUCCCUCAUUUGAAUUGUUACGUCAUAUGUUUCCUUUGUAUUCCAAAGUAUUUAAUUGUAGUACAAUUAUUUGUGAUGCAUGUCAACUUGCUUAGCAUAAGAGAUCCUCUUUUCACAUGUCAUCUUCUCGCAUUCAAGUUCCAUUUGAUUGCAUCUAUAGUGAUGUGUGAGGUCCAUGUCCAGUCUCAACUAUGAAUGGUGGACACUGGUUCCUUAUUUUGGUUGAUGACUGUACUCGCACUACAUGGAUAUACAUUUUGAAACAAAAUCAGAUGUUUCAACCGUGAUUCAAAAUUAUUUUCUUAUGGUCAAAAGUCAAUUUGGGAUUCUUAUCAGACACUUCUGUUCCGACAAUGCUAAUGAUUAUUUCAAUCAUACAUUGCCAACCUUUUUUAGUGCAAAUUGAGCCAUUCAUGAGUCUUCAUGUAUUAACACACCACAACAAAAUGGUGUGGCAGAAAGGAAGAUUGGACAUGUGCUGGCUGCUACUCAAGCAUUACUCUUUCAUCAAGAGGUGCCUAAAUACUUAUGAGGAGAAGCAGCAUUAACUACUGUUCAUCUAAUAAAUCCACUUUCAUCAGAGGUCUUAAAAGGUCAGAGUCUAAUUGAUGCUCUCUCCUCUAAAUAUCCAAAUGUGAGAUUAAAAAGUGGUUUAACUCCACGAGUGUUUGGAUGUACAGCAUAUAUACAUAUCUCACAUCCAACAAGCAAAUUGAUCCCAAGGUUGUAAAGUGUGCCUUUAUAGUUAUUCUAUGACCACAAAAGGGUCAAAACGUUAUGAUCUAAUAUCAAGAAAAUCAUUCGUUUCAGCUGAUGUUACCUUUGAUGAAGGACAUAGUUUUUUCAAGAAGUCUUCUUUGAGCAGCUCGGAAUCACCAGAUCAAGGGGAUACACCCUUUGAACCGAAUUUAGUUCUUCCAAUGGUACCAAGUGAGGGAGUUAGUUCUGAUGAGAGUGAAUCUCAUAUUGAUGCAUCAAAUCGUAAACAACCAGUCAAUAAGAAGAUACAAGUAUAUCGCAGGAGGAUUGAGAAUGAUUCAGAAAAAAAUAGAGAUAAUAAUUUUCCAAUCUCAGACCUUCUUGCAUCUAUUGAUAUCCCUAUUUUAGAAUCAGUAAAUCCUCAUCAUGGGGUGGACCCACAUAAUUCUAUGGGAGAUGCUCAAGAUGGCCCUAUUGCAUUACGAAAAGAAGUGAGGAGGUGUAGGAUACCUCCAAAGUAUCCGAUGGCAAAUUAUCUCAACUAUGCUCAUUUCUCACCAUCGUAUAGAACUUUUUUAACUAAUGUUGAUUCUGAUUGUAUUCCUCACAUAGUAGAAGAAGCUAUGGCUGAUAAGAGAUGGAGAGAAGCUAUGCUACUUGAGAUGGAAGCAUUAUACAAGAAUGAAACAUGGGAGUUUGUUAAUCUUCCUCCAUGAAAGGAAAGUGUGGGCUAUAAGUGGGUGUACACUGUGAAACAUAGAGCAGAUGGAUCAAUUUAAUGUUAUAAAGCAAGAUUAGUUGCUAAAGGUUUCACCCAAUCAUAUGAAGUCGAUUAUUCAGAAACAUUUGCUCCAGUCGCAAAGCUAAAUACAGUUAGAAUUUUGAUCUCAUUUGUCGCUCACUUUCAUUGGCCUUCACAUCAAUAUGAUGUAUAGAAUGCGUUGUUACAUGGUGACUUAGAAGAAGAGAUUUAUAUUGAGCCUCCACUCGGAUUUAGAGAGUCAUACACACCACAAACAGUAUGUCGGCUAAAAAAGAUGUUAUAUGGACUUAAACAGUCCCCUAGAGCGUGGUAUGAUAAAUUCACACAAGUUAUGAAAGAAAUAGACUAUCUACAAAGCAAUAGAGACCAUACAAUGUUUAUCAAGCACUCAAAGACAGGGGGCGUUUGUAUAUGUGGAUGAUAUUAUAAUUAUAGGCAACGAUUCAGAAGAAAUCAAAGCACCUAGCACAAAUUUAUCUCAAAGAUUUGACGUCAAAACUUUGGGUAAAUUAAAGUAUUUCUUCAGCGAUUCACAUCAAGGGAUUUUUAUAUCACAGCAAAAGUAUAUUCUAAAUUUACUUCAAGAGACAGGCAAGGUGAAUUGUAAGCCAGUCAACACUCCACUAGAAGCUAAUUUGAAGCUUGGACCAGGCGAAGAUAGUCCUUCAGUGGACAGAGGACAAUAUCAAUGUUUAAUUGGAAAGUUGAUAUAUUUAAAUCACACUAGACCAGAUAUUGUCUUUGCUGUGGGACUAUUGAGUCAAUUUAUGCAUGAUCCUAAAGACAUUCAUCUUCAAACAAGAUAUAGAGUACUGGCUUAUCAAGGGUACGGUUGGCUUGGGUCUUUUAUACAAAUUUGGAGGUGACAAACUAGUUAAAGUUUAUACAGAUGUUAACUAUGAGGGCUCUAUCACAGAUCAAAGAUCUACCAUAGGCUACUGCUCCUUUAUUGGAGGGAAUUUAGUUACAUGGAGAGCUAAAAAAAUAAAAAGUUGUUGCAAGGUCUAGUGUUGAAGCAGCAUUUAGAGCGACGGCUCAAGGUAUUUGUGAAGCUCUGUGGAUUAUAAGUUUAUUGGAAGAGUUAAAAGUCAAUUUUUCGAGAACAAUUGGACUGUAUUGUGAGAACAAAUCAGUCAUUGACAUUGCACAUAAUUCUGUGCAACAUGAUCGGACAAAACACAUUGAGGUUGAUCGACAUUUUAUUAAAGAAAAAAUUAAGGAGAAAAUUAUCUCUACAUCUCAUGUGAGAUCAACAGAACAAGUAAUAGAUAUCCUCGCAAAAGGAUUAGCAGGGACAUCAUUGCAGAGAAUUACAUGCAAGUUGGACAUGGAUGAAGCCCAUGAACCAACUUGA
This is a messenger RNA of Spirodela intermedia, 3542 nucleotides long. The record is from the annotation of a GenBank genome assembly. Lineage: Eukaryota; Viridiplantae; Streptophyta; Magnoliopsida; Alismatales; Araceae.